This is a messenger RNA of Xiphias gladius (swordfish), 18575 nucleotides long. RefSeq names its product nebulin (gene neb). Gene Ontology annotation, molecular function: actin filament binding. The record is from RefSeq and is a predicted model, not a curated record. Gene Ontology annotation, biological process: cardiac muscle thin filament assembly. Lineage: Eukaryota; Metazoa; Chordata; Actinopteri; Istiophoriformes; Xiphiidae. Gene Ontology annotation, cellular component: Z disc. The transcript is spliced from 137 exons. The coding region runs from base 90 to 18575 and encodes 6161 amino acids.
AGAGGAAAUGUCCAUAUGGUCUUCACUUUGGCGUUGACCUGAUUCUUGACAGGACCUAGCCAGUUCAGAACCUCUGAAGCCGUCCCAAAAUGACGGAAAUUGUGGAGGAAUAUGAGGAGUUUGAGGAGGAGUAUGAGGAGGAGGGGGAGGAGGAGUAUGAGGAGGAGGAGGAGGAGAUUGUAGAAGAGAUUUCAACGACGACUGUCACUGAGCACAACACUCAGUUCGUUCAGUCUGGCUUGCCCACCAGGAAAGUCAGGAAGAAAGUCAAGGUGGAUACUUCCAAGUUCAUGACUCCAUACCUGGCCCACAGCCAGAAGAUGCUGGAGCAGUUCAGCCACAACAAAUACCGGCAGGCCUAUGACCUGUCCAGAGGCACGCCUCCUUCCUUCAUCACUGAUACCCCUGAAAUGAUUCGCAUCAGGAAGGCACAGGAGCAGCUUAGUGAGGUGAAAUACCGCAUGGAGGGAAAUAAGGCUCGGACAACAAGUUUGUAUGAUGGCGAGGCCAAAGAGAUCGCCCAUGUCAAGCAUGUAUCUGAACUGAUAAGCAAGGUUCUGUACAGACAGAAGUGGGAUGAGACUAAGGACAGGUACCUGCUGCCCCCUGAUGCUCCUGAGCUGGUUCUGGCUGUGAGGAAUGCUACCAACUUAAGCAAAAAACUUUACACGGAGGCCUGGGAGGACGAGAAGACCCUGUUCUGCCCUUACAGUGACAGCCCAGAACUGCGCAGGGUGGCCAAGGCUCAGGAGGCCCUCAGUGAUAUUCACUACAAGAAGGGUCACCAUGAGCGCAAGGCCAAGUACACCUCCUUGGCUGAUCCUCCUGAAGUGGAGCUGGCCAAGAGAGUUGCCGAUCAGCGCAGUGAUCUAAAGUACAAGGAAGAUUACAAUAAGAAUGUGAAGGGUCAAUGGUGUGAGACGCCCUACUUUGAUGUGGCCAAUGCCAGGGUGGCGAUGGAAAACUUCAGCCAUAGAGUAUACACGCAACAUUAUGAGGAUAUAAAAGACCAAAUUUAUUUCAUGCAAACAGACACACCAGUUUACGACACAAACAAGAAGGCUUGUGUUGCUGCUAGUGAGGUCCAAUACAAGAAGGAAUAUGAGAAGACAAAAGCACAGUCUGACUACAACACGCUCCCCGCCACUGAGAAUCCUCUCCUCAGACAGCUCAGAUACGCUGGCACCAUCCUCAGUGAUAAAGUAUAUAAGGCCAACUAUGAGAAAUCCAGGGGUUUCAGCAUCAACUACUGUGACACGCCCAAGUUUCAGAUGGACUCAGUACUUAAACAGUUCACUGAUGCACAUUACAAAGAUAAGUAUAAAAAAGAGGUGAAGGGCCACUACGUUGGCAGCUAUGAAGAUCUCUAUACGCUUCACUGCCAGAGGGUUGAGGAAAUGAAGAGUGAGCAAAUAUAUAAAGCUGAUUAUGAAGACACCAAAACGAGAUGCUUCUUCCCUCAAACAAUUACGCCUGAAUAUGAAGCUGCGAAGAAGCUUCAACAGUGUAACGAUAAUGUUUACCGGCAACAUCCAGACACAGUGAAAUUUACACAGGUGAUGGAUUCGCCAGUUCUGGUUCAAGCCGCCGUCAACGCCAAACAGCUAAGUGAUUUGAACUACAAGGCAAAGUAUGAGGAAACAAAGUUCAAGUGUAGUCUGCCCCCAGACUAUCCCUUCUUCAUUCAGUCCAGAGUUAACGCUUUCAACCUCAGUGAUAACUGUUAUAAGUACGAUUGGGAAAAAUCUAAAGCGAAAAAGUUUGAGGUCAGGGGCGAUGCCAUCUCGAUCCUUGCUGCCCGUGCUCACACAAACAUUGCCAGUGAUGUUAAAUAUAAAAAGGAGUAUGAGAAGAACAAGGGACAAAUGGUUGGAGCCCUCAGCAUUAAUGACGAUCCCAAGAUCUUGCACUCCGUUCACGUGGCCAAAAUCCAAAGUGAUCGUGAAUAUAAAAAGGACUAUGAAAAGAUAAAGACCAAGUACCAUACACCACUGGAUAUGUUGUCAGUCACCUUGGCUAAGAAAUCUCAGGCGAUUGCCAGUAUGGCUGGGUAUAGGAGCAUCAAUCCAAACUACUUCCUUCCCCAUGACAGUGUGCUGUUGGACCUGGCCAAGAAUGCCAGCUUCAUCCAGAGUGAUAACGAGUACAAGUCUGACUACAACAACUAUACCAAGGGUAGCCCGUGGGUCCCGUUUGGCUCCAUGGAGGUGGAAAAUGCUAAAAGAGCGGCGGAUAUCCUUAGUGAGAAAAAAUACAGACAACACCCAGACACAGUCCCCUUCACAGCAAUCCAUGACCACCCCAUCAUGAUGCAGGCCAAGGUCAACCAGCUUCAGAGGAGUGAUCGAUUCUACAAGAGAGGUCUUGAAGAGGUUCAUCAGAAGUACUCUUUGCCUCCUGAUGUCCCUGAGUUCCUGCAGGCCAAGUGCAAUGCCUACAACAUCAGCAAGAACUACUACAAGCUUGCCUGGCAGGAUAUUAUUGCUAAAGGUUAUGACAUGAAGCCUGAUGCUAUCUCUGUUGUCGCUGCCAAAGCUGCCAGACAUGCGGCCAGUGAUGUCCAAUAUAAAAAGUCUUAUGAGAAGGCAAAGGGCCAUCAUGUUGGCUACCGCAGCCUUCAGGAUGAUCCUCUGCUGGUUCACUACAUGGAGGUGGCUAAGAUACAGAGUGACAAGAACUACAAGAAGGACUACCACAAGGCCAAGCUGAAGUUCCAAUCCCCAGUGGACAUGUUGAGUGUGGCUCAUGCAAAACAUGCCUCAUCAGUGCAGACCUUCAUAGGCUACAAGCAGCACCACCAUAAUUACUGUCUUCUGCCUGACUCUAUGAGUCUGGACCUUGCUCGAAACAUGAACUACAAUUCCAGUGAUCAUAACUAUAAAUUGGAUUAUGAGACCUCAGUUAAGGGAACUGGCUGGGUUCCCAUUGGUUCCUUGGAGGUGGAAAAAGCCAAGACAGCAGCUGCAGCUCUGGAUGAGAAAAAGUACCGCCAGCACCCUGACACCCUCAAAUUCACCAGUACUCCUGACUCCAUGAACAUGGAGCUGGCCAAGGCCAAUGCCAAGAUCCUGAAUGUGAAAGAGUAUAAGGCCAGUGGAGAGAAGUUCAUGCACACUUACCAUCUCCCUCCUGAUGCCCCUGAACUGAUGCAAGCCAGAUACAAUGCUGUCAACAUCAGCCAGAAUUACUACACCUAUGCUCAUCGUCAAGAUCUGCUCAAAGGACAUCAAAUGAAGGAAGAUGCUAUUCCUAUUGUUGCAGCAAAAUCUUCCAGAGACAUUGCCAGCAAUUACAAGUAUAAGUUGGCUUAUGAGAAGGCAAAGGGCCAUCAUGUUGGCUUCCGCAGCCUUCAGGAUGAUCCUCUGCUGGUUCACUACAUGGAGGUGGCUAAGAUACAGAGUGACAAGAACUACAAGAAGGACUACCACAAGGCCAAGCUGAAGUAUCACACACCAGUGGACAUGAUGAGUGUGGCUCAUGCCAAGCACGCCUCUGCUGUUCAGACUUAUACAGGUUACAGAAAGAUCCCUCACAACUACUUCCUUCUGCCUGACAACAUUCAACUGCAGCAGUGUCGCAACAUGAUGGAGAUUCAGAGUGAUAAUGUCUACAAGUCAGAUUAUAGCAAUUACUGUAAAGGCACAGGGUGGGUCCCUAUUGGUUCUCUGGAUGUUGAGAAGGCCAAAACUGCUACAGCUGCGCUGGAUGAAAGAGGCUACCGCCAACAUCCCAGUUCUCUCAAAUUCACAAGCAAGACUGAUGCCAUGAACAUGGCUCUGGCUCUGGCCAACACGAAGCAGUGGGACAAAACUGCGUACAAAGCUUCUGGCGAGAAGUUCCUGCACACCUAUAAUCUGCCUGCUGACAGCCCCGAGUUCCUCCAGGCUAAAUUUAACGCCCAGACACUUAGCGAGAGUCAGUACAAGCAGAAGUGGCUAGAAGAUAUUGCCAAGGGAUACGACAUGAAGCCUGAUGCUAUUCCCAUCCUGCAUGCCAAGCAAGGCAGACAUAUUGCCAGCAAUGUCCAAUACAAAAAAGACUACGAGAAGGCCAGAGGCCAUCAUGUUGGCUUCCGCAGCCUUCAGGAUGAUCCUCUGCUGGUUCACUACAUGGAGGUGGCUAAGAUACAGAGUGACAAGAACUACAAGAAGGACUACCACAAGGCCAAGCUGAAGUAUCACACACCAGUGGACAUGAUGAGUGUGGCUCAUGCCAAGCACGCCUCUGCUGUUCAGACUUAUACAGGUUACAGAAAGAUCCCUCACAACUACUUCCUUCUGCCUGACAACAUUCACCUGCAGCAGUGUCGCACCAUGAACACCCAGUCAAGUGAUUGUGACUACAAGUCUGAAUGGAACAACUAUGUCAGAGGUACGGGAUGGGUACCUAUUGGCUCACUUGCAGUUGAGACCGCUAAAGUUGGCGGACAGAUUCUGAGCGAACACAAGUACCGCAGUCAUCCAUCCAACUUCAAGUUCAGCAAGCUGAUGGACUCCAUGGACUUGGCUCUGGCUACUGCCAACAACCAGAUCAUGAACAAGCAAGCAUACACUGCAGCUUGGGAAAAGGACAAACUGGCAGUCCACCUCAUGCCAGAUGCUCCAGAGAUUGUCCUGGCCAAAGCUAAUGCCCUCAAUAUGAGCAAUAAACUUUACAAAGCCGGUGUUGUGGAGAUGGCCAAUAAGGGCUACAACCUCAAAGCAGAUGCCAUCCCCAUUGUGGCUGCCAAGUCUGGUACCACUAUUGCUAGUGAUUACAAAUACAAGUUGGCUUAUGAGAAGGCCAGAGGCCAUCAUGUUGGCUUCCGCAGCCUUCAGGAUGAUCCUCUACUGGUUCACUACAUGGAGGUGGCUAAGAUACAGAGUGAAAAGAACUACAAGAAGGACUACCACAAGGCCAAGCUGAAGUAUCACACCCCAGUGGACAUGUUGAGUGUGGCUCACGCCAAGCAUGCCACUGCUGCUCAAACUAUGGCUGGAUAUAAGAAGAUUAUCUCCCACUACACGGUUUUGCCUGAUGCCAUGAACCUGCAACUGGCUCGUAACAUGCAAUUCAUUGCCAGUGAUAACCAGUACAAGACUGAUUAUGAAAGCUUCAUAAAAGGAAUGGGAUGGGUUCCUAUCGGAUCGCUGGAUGUCGAGAAAGCAAAAACAGCAAGCCAGAUCUUCAGUGAGAAACGAUACCGUCAGCAUCCUAGCAACUUCAAAUUUACCAAGGACAUGCAGUCCAUGGACCUGGCACUGGCCACUGCCAAUAACCAGAUUAUGGAUAAGAAAUCCUACAUGAAAGCCUGGGAGGAAGACAAGACCUCAAUCCACAUCAUGCCUGAUGCAAUGGACAUUGUUCUGGCCAGAGGAAACAAGAGAAACUACAGUGAGACACUGUACAAAUUGGACAAUGAGCUGUCCAAGAAGAAGGGCCAUAAUCUUGGUGCUGAUGCCAUUGCAGUCCAGGCUGCCAAGGCCUCCACUGCUAUUGCUAGUGAUUACAAGUACAAGACAGGAUACCGUAAGCAGGUUGGUCACCACAUCGGUGCUCGCAGCAUCCAGGAUGACCCUCUGCUCAUGCUGGCUCUGAACUCAGCAAAGAUUGCCAGUGAUGCUUUGUACAAGAAGGACUUUAACAUGUCCAAGACCAAGUUCCACCUGCCAGUGGACAUGCUGUCAUUUGAACUGGCCAAGAAGAACCAGAUUCAGGUCAACCAUGCCAACUACAUCACCCGUUUGCACAACUGGACCUGCCUGCCAGACUCCAAUGAUGUUGUGCAGGCCAGACAUGCAUAUGACCUGCAGAGUGAUGCAAUUUACAAGGAGGAUCUGAAGGUGUUGCAGGGUAUUGGAUGGGUGCCUAUAGGUUCACUGGAUGUUGAGAAGGUGAAGAAAGCCGGUGAGAUCCUGAGUGAAAAAAAGUAUCGUCAGCACCCAAGCAACUACAAAUUCAAAACCACUACUGAAGACAUGCCCAUGGUGCUGGCUAAGGCCAAUGCUCAUGUUAUGAACAAGCAAACAUAUAUCCAAGCCUGGGAGAAUGACAAGACAAAUAUCCACAUCAUGCCCGACGCUAUGGAGGUUCUUCUGGCCAAAACAAACAAUGUCAACUACAGUUUGACAAAGUACAAACAGGCACAUGAAGAUGCCAAGAAGGAGGGCUAUGAUCUGCGCAAUGAUGCCAUUUCCAUCAUCGCAGCCAAGGCUUCCAGGGACAUUGCCAGCGAUUAUAAGUACAAGGCAGGAUACCGUAAGCAGGUUGGUCACCACAUCGGGGCUCGCAGCGUGCAAGAUGACCCUCUGCUCAUGCUGGCUCUGAACUCAGCCAAGAUUGCCAGUGAUGCUUUGUACAAGAAGGACUUUAACAUGUCCAAGACGAAGUUUAACUUGCCAGUGGACAUGCUGUCCUUUGAACUGGCCAAGAAGAACCAGAUUCAGGUCAACCAUGCCAAUUACAUCAACCGUUUGCACAGCUGGACCUGCCUGCCAGACUCCAAUGAUGUCGUGCAGGCCAGACAUGCGUAUAACCUGCAGAGUGAUGUUAUUUACAAGGAGGAUCUGAAGGUGUUGCAGGGUAUUGGAUGGGUGCCCGUAGGUUCACUGGAUGUUGAGAAGGUGAAGAAAGCUGGUGAGAUCCUGAGUGAAAAAAAGUAUCGUCAGCACCCAAGCAACUACAAAUUCAAAACCACUACUGAAGACAUGCCCAUGGUGCUGGCUAAGGCCAAUGCUCAUGUUAUGAACAAGAAAACAUAUAUCGAGGCCUGGGAGAAUGACAAGACAAAUAUCCACAUCAUGCCCGACGCUAUGGAUGUUCUUCUGGCCAAAACAAACAAUGUCAACUACAGUUUGACAAAGUACAGACAGGCACAUGAAGAUGCCAAGAAGGAGGGCUAUGAUCUGCGCAAUGAUGCCAUUUCCAUCAUUGCAGCCAAGGCUUCCAGGGACAUUGCCAGUGAUUACAAGUACAAGGCAGGAUACCGUAAGCAGGUUGGUCACCACAUCGGGGCUCGCAGCGUGCAAGAUGACCCUCUGCUCAUGCUGGCUCUGAACUCAGCCAAGAUUGCCAGUGAUGCUUUGUACAAAAAGGACUUUAACAUGUCCAAGACGAAGUUUAACUUGCCAGUGGACAUGCUGUCCUUUGAACUGGCCAAGAAGAACCAGAUUCAGGUCAACCAUGCCAAUUACAUCACCCGUUUGCACAGCUGGACCUGCUUGCCAGACUCCAAUGAUGUCGUGCAGGCCAGACAUGCGUAUAACCUGCAGAGUGAUGUUAUUUACAAGGAGGAUCUGAAGGUGUUGCAGGGUAUUGGAUGGGUGCCCGUAGGUUCACUGGAUGUUGAGAAGGUGAAGAAAGCUGGUGAGAUCCUGAGUGAAAAAAAGUAUCGUCAGCACCCAAGCAACUACAAAUUCAAAACCACUACCGAAGACAUGCCCAUGGUGCUGGCUAAGGCCAAUGCUCAUGUUAUGAACAAGAAAACAUAUAUCGAGGCCUGGGAGAAUGACAAGACAAAUAUCCACAUCAUGCCCGACGCUAUGGAUGUUCUUCUGGCCAAAACAAACAAUGUCAACUACAGUUUGACAAAGUACAAACAGGCACAUGAAGAUGCCAAGAAGGAGGGCUAUGAUCUGCGCAAUGAUGCCAUUUCCAUCAUCGCAGCCAAGGCUUCCAGGGACAUUGCCAGCGAUUAUAAGUACAAGGCAGGAUACCGUAAGCAGGUUGGUCACCACAUCGGUGCUCGCAGCGUGCAAGAUGACCCUCUGCUCAUGCUGGCUCUGAACUCAGCCAAGAUUGCCAGUGAUGCUUUGUACAAGAAGGACUUUAACAUGUCCAAGACGAAGUUUAACUUGCCAGUGGACAUGCUGUCCUUUGAACUGGCCAAGAAGAACCAGAUUCAGGUCAACCAUGCCAAUUACAUCAACCGUUUGCACAGCUGGACCUGCCUGCCAGACUCCAAUGAUGUCGUGCAGGCCAGACAUGCAUAUAACCUGCAGAGUGAUGCUGUCUACAAAGCUGACCUGAGGUGGCUCCAGGGCAUGGGCUGGGUCCCCAUUGGCUCACUUGACGUGGAGAAAGCCAAGAAGGCUGCGGAGAUCUUGAGUGAAAGGAGCUACCGACAGCACCCCAGCACUUUUCCCUUCACGUGCCCCACAGAUGAUAUGAACAUUGUACUGGCAAAGAAUAACGCCUUGACCAUGAACAAGCGUCUCUACAUCGAAGCAUGGGAGAAGGAAAAGACCAAGUUGCACAUGAAUCCUGACACUCCUGAGAUCCUCCUCUCUCAGCAGAAUGCUAUCAACAUGAGCAAGAAACUAUACAGAGAAGGUUAUGAGGCCACAAUUAAAAAGGGCUAUUUCCUCCCUGUGGAUGCUAUCUCUGUCAAGUCUGCUAAGGCCUCCCGGGACAUCAUCAGUGAUUACAAGUACAAGACAGGAUACCGUAAGCAGGUUGGCCACCACAUUGGUGCUCGCAGUGUAGAGGACGACCCUCUGCUCAUGCUGGCUCUGAACUCAGCCAAGAUUGCCAGUGAUGCUCUGUACAAGAAGGACUUCAACAAGUCCAAGACCAAGUUCCACCUGCCAGUGGAUAUGCUGAGUCUUGAACUGGCCAAGAAAUGCCAGAUUCAGGUCAAUCAUGCCAACUACACCACCCGUUUGCACCAGUGGACUUGUCUGCCAGACUCCAAUGAUGUUGUACAGGCCAGGAAAGCCUAUAAUCUUCAGAGUGAUGUUGUAUACAAAGCUGACAUGGAUGAAAUUGUAGGUGUAGGAUGGAUCCCCAUUGGUUCACUGGAUGUGUUGAAGGCCAAGAAUGCUGCAGAUAUUCUCAGUGAACAGUUCUACAGGCAGAAACCAGACACACUGAAAUAUACGACUGACAUGACUUCCAUGCCCAUGGUCUUAGCCAAAACAAAUGCUGAUAUCAUCAACAAGAGAAACUACAUUGCUGCUUGGGAGGCUGAGAAGGUUAAGACUCAUGUGACCCCUGACAUGCCUGAGCUGUUGCUUUCCAAAGCUAAUGCAUACAACAUCAGCAAGAAACUAUACAGGGAAGCUGUCGACGAGAUCUUCAGACAGGGCUAUGACCUUAAGGCUGAUGCUGUCUCUGUUGUUGCUGCCAAACAUGGAAGAGAUAUCAUUAGUGAUUACAAAUACAAGACAGGAUACCGUAAGCAGGUUGGUCACCACAUCGGAGCCCUCAGUGUCCAGGAUGACCCUCUGAUCAUGCUGGCUCUGAACUCAGGCAAGAUUGCCAGCGAUGUUUUGUACAAGAAGGACUUCAACAAGUCCAAGACCAAGUUCCACCUGCCAGUGGACAUGCUGAAUCUUGAGCUGGCCAAGAAAUGCCAGAUCCAAGUCAAUGAUUUCAACUACAGAACUCAUCUGCACAACUGGACCUGCUUGCCAGACUCCAAUGAUGUGGUCCAGGCCAGAAAGGUGUAUGACCUGCAGAGUGAUGCUGUGUACAAGGCUGACAUGGAAUGGAUCAAGGGUACAGGUUGGGUGCCAAUAGGGUCACUUGAUGUGGAAAAGGCCAAGAAAGCAGGAGAGAUCCUGAGCGAGAGGAAGUACCGUCAGCAUCCCAGCAACUUCAAGUUCACUGCCAACACAAGUGACAUGCCUUAUGUCCUUGCUCAGGCCAAUGCCCAGAUCAUGGACAAGAAAGCAUAUAUUUCUGCCUGGGAGAAUGAUAAGACCAACCUUCACAUCAUGCCUGACACCCCAGAGAUCCUCCUGGCCAGACAGAAUAAACUCAACACAAGUCUGAAAUAUUAUCGUGAAGGCUAUGUGGACUGCAUUAAUAAGGGCUACUUCCUUCCCAAAGAUGCAAUUUCUGUUUUAUCAGCCAAAGCCUCCCGAGACAUUGUCAGUGAUUACAAAUACAAGGCUGGGUUCCGCAAGCAGUGCGGCCAUCAUAUUGGUGCCCGUAGUGUUAACGACGACCCACUGAUUAUGUUGGCCGCUCAUGCAGCCAAGAUCUCAAGUGACAACAUCUAUAAGAAGGACUUCAACAAGACCAAGACCAAGUUCCACCUGCCAGUGGAUAUGCUGACACUUGAACUGGCCAAGAAAUGCCAGCAGCAAGUGAAUGAUUUCAACUACAGAACUCAUCUGCACAACUGGACCUGCUUGCCAGACUCCAAUGAUGUGGUCCAGGCCAGAAAGGUCUACGACUUACAGAGUGAUGCUGUAUACAAAUCUGAUCUGGAGUGGCUGAGAGGAUACGGCUGGUCACCUCAAGACUCUGUGGAUGUCAUCAAAGCUAGAAAUGCCCAGACUAUUCUCAAUGAGAGGCUCUACCGCCAGCACCCAAGCACUGUCAACUUCACCAGCGUUGUGGACCUCCCAGCUAUUGUCCUGUCCAAGCAAAACGCUGACAACCUCAGCGAUAGGAAAUAUAGGGAAGUCUGGGAUAAAGAAAAGCUCACCAUUCACCUGCCAUCUGACACCCCCACCUUUGAACUGUCCAGAGCAAAUGCCAUCAACGUCAGCAACAAACUGUACACAAAGGCAUGGGAUGAUCAGAAGGCCAAAGGCUACCAUAUCAAGGAGGAUGCUAUCUCUGUGCUGAAGGCUAGAGCUUCCAGAGAUAUCGUUAGUGAUUACAAGUACAAAGAUGGAUACCGUAAGCAGGUCGGCCACCACAUUGGUGCUCGCAGCGUGCAAGACGACCCUCUGAUCAUGUUGGCUAUGAACUCAGCCAAGAUUGCCAGUGAUGCCUUGUACAAGAAGGACUUCAACAAGUCCAAGACCAAGUUCCACCUGCCAGUGGAUAUGCUGAUACUUGAGCUGGCCAAGAAAUGCCAGACUCAAGUCAAUGACUUCAACUAUAGAACUUACUUGCAUCAGUGGACUUGUCUGCCAGACUCCAACGAUGUGGUCCAGGCCAGAAAGGCCUAUGAUCUCCAGAGUGAUGCUGUGUACAAAGCUGACAUGGAUUGGUUACGCGGAUGUGGAUGGGUGCCACAUGAGUGUGUGGAUGUUAUGAAGGUGAAGCAUGCACAGAAGAUCCUGGCUGAAAGAGGCUACCGUGUCAAGUUGGAUGACCAGAAAUUCACAGUUCCAACUGACAGAGUUGACUUGGUCUGUGCCAAGAAUGCUGCUGAUGUUCUCAACGAGGCCAAAUAUCGUGAGGCCUGGCACCAGGAUAAGACACACUACUCACUGGUUGACUCUCCAACUCUUGCCACAGCCAGAGAGGUGGCUAAGAACGUUCACCCAAAACUGUACUCCCAAGCAUGGGACCACGUCAAAGCCACAGGGUACUUCAUGCCUGGAGAUGCUGUGCCAAUCAAGCAGUGCAUCCAGAUGACUAAAGUGCAGAGUCAACACAAAUACCUUGAUGGAUACCGUAAGCAGGUUGGCCACCACAUUGGUGCUCGCAGUGUCGAGGACGACCCUCUGAUUAUGUUGGCUAUGAACUCAGCCAAGAUUGCCAGUGAUGUUUUGUACAAGAAGGACUUCAACAACUCCAAGACCAAGUUCCGCCUGCCAGUGGACAUGCUUCAAUUUGAACUGGCCAAGAAGUGCCAGAUCCAAGUCAAUGAUGACAACUACAGAACUCGCCUGCACAACUGGACUUGUCUGCCAGACCAGAACGAUGUCAUCCAGGCCCGCAAAGCAUAUGAUCUUCAAAGCGAUAAUGUGUACAAGUCUGACCUGGAAUGGAUGCGCGGCUGCGGCUGGGUGGCAGCAGACUCUGUUGACCACGUCAAGGUCAAGAAAGCCCAGGAAAUUCUCAACGAUAGGCUUUACAAGAAGAAUGCCAAAGAAGGCUUUGAAAAAUUCACCCUGGUUGUGGACCGCCCUGAAAUUCUCUUGGCAAAGAUGAAUUCUGCCAACCUCAGUGAUCUCAAGUACAAAGAGACAUUCAAUGCAGAAAAGGGUCAUUACAUUGGGUCAGAUGACACUCCUCUACUGGCCCAUAGCAGGGAGGUGUCGAAGAACGUCAGUGAGAAACUCUACAAACUGCAUUGGGACGAGUCUAAGGCUACAGGCUACCAUCUGGACCAUGAAUACAUCCCACUCCUCAGCGGCAAGAAAGGCAGGGAGAUCGCUAGUGAUGUCAAGUACAAGGAUUCCCAUGAGAAGGCCAAAGGUCACUACAUGGCUGGAACCCUGGUGGAUUUCCCCGAAGUGAUGCGCUGUGGAAAGCAGGAGAAGAACAAGGGACUGAGGCUCUACCACAAGAACUACCAUCAGAACAAGACCAAGACCCACAUCCCACCUGACGUGAUUUCUAACCUGGUAGCUAAGCGGUGCCAGGAUAUGCUGAGUGACGUAAUCUACCGCACCUACCUGCACCAGUGGACUUGCCAUCCUGAACAGGAGGAUGCCAUUCGUGCCCGCAAGACCAACGAGAUCCUCAGUGAUGUGUACUACAAGGAUGACCUGAACUGGAUGAAGGGUAUUGGUUGCUAUGUCUGGGACACACCAGAAAUCGUUCGUGCCAAGAAGUGCCACGAGCUGCAGAGUGAACUUAAAUACAGAGAGGAUGCCAAGAAAGAAUUCAACAAUUACUCCAUUGUGACAGACACCCCUGCUUAUGUGACUGCUGUUCUGGGUCACACCUGGGCCAGUGAGCUCAACUAUAGGGAGGCUUAUCACAAGGAGAAACACCUGUACACCACUGUUCUGGAUACCUACGACUAUGCCAGAUGCCACAACUUCAAACACUUCUUCAGCAAUAAAAACUACACUGCUACCUGGGACAAAAUCAAAGCCAAGAGCUACCACAUUCCACAUGACUCACGUGCCUUGCAACACGCCAAGCAGCAAAAGACCAUUCUCAGCAGCGUGAAGUACAAGGAGGAUUAUGAGAAGUUCAAAUCCCUCUACAGUCUGCCCAAGUCUCUUGAGGACGAUCCUGCCACUGCUCGCUGCGUCAAAGCUGGAAAGCUGGUCCUAGAUCGUUUGUACAGGGAGAACUAUGAGAAGACCAAGGCCAAGAACCAUAUCCCGCCAGACAUGCUGGAGAUCCUGUCUGCCCGCAACACCCAGACCACCAUCAGUGGGAUCAAUUACCGCAAGUAUCUGCAUCAGUGGAUAUGCCUACCUGACAUGCAGAUGUACGUCCAAGCACGCAAAGUCAUCGAGCAACUCAGUGAUAUCGUCUACAAGGAUGAUCUCAACUGGCUGAAGGGUAUCGGCUGCUAUGCCUGGGACACACCAGAAAUCCUUCGUGUCAAGCGUGCUGGUGAUCUUCAGAGUGAGAACAAGUACAGAGCCAAAGGUAUUGAGGCUUUCAAGGACUAUUCAGUAGUGACGGACACUCCAGUGUAUGAGACGGCCAAGCAGAAUGCCCAGAACCUGAGCGAUCUGCACUACCGGUCUGAUUACAAUGCCAACAUCAAGGGCACAAACACUGCUCCUGCUGUUACCAUUGACACAGAAAGGGCACGCCGGGGAAACCACAUCCAGAGUGAUAACUGGUACAAAGAACUCAACAAGAACUACAUGCCGACUGGUUACUCCCUGCCCCAUGACACUCCCCUCAUCAAGCAGGUUAAAAAGAACAGCGUUAUCACCAGCAAUGUGAAGUACAAGGAGGCCUAUGAGAUGACGAAGGCUAAGGCAUACACUCUUCAUCCAGAGGGUGUCAACUUUGUCAACGCAAGGACUGCUAACAAGAUCAUCAAUGAUCGUCUGUAUCGUGAGACCUACCAGAAGCAAAAGAGCAAGAUCCACACAACCUACGACACCCCUGAAAUCAAACAAGUCAAGAUGAACCAGGAGCACCUCAGCGACUUGUGGUACAAAGAGAAAUACUACAACAACAGAGGACAGCUGAUCUCUAUGCCAAUUACACCCGAGCUGAUGCACUGCUACCGCGUCAAUGAGAUCACCAGCGAGCUGAAAUACAAAGAGGAUCUGAUGUGGCUGAGAGGCAUUGGCUGCUUCUUGUAUGACACCCCAGAGAUGGUCCGUGUCCGCAAAAUCACCAAAUUUAAGGUAUGUGAGGGCUACCCAGUGGAGGCCAAGAAGAACCUUGCCAACUUCUCUGUGGUCCUCGACACUCCAGAGUACAAGCGUGUGACUGAGCUCAAGACCCACAUGAGCAAUCUGAUCUACAAAGCCCAUAGCAAGGAGGAAAUGGCCAAGGUCUCCACCACUUUGGACUCUGUGGACAUCAAGAGAGCCAAAUGGGCCCAGCAGCUGACUAACCAUUACAAGUACACAGAUCUGGCUGCUAAGGAGAGAGCUCAUUUCACUCCAGAACUUGAAACUCCAAACAUGGGCCAUGCUAGAAAAAUGAAAGUGGUCUACAGUGAUAACAAGUACAAAGAACAGUAUGAGAAGAUGAAGCACAGGUACACUGCCAUUGCUGAUACACCUCUUCUGAUCCGUGCCAAGAAAUCCUACCUCCAGUCCAGCGAUCUGCGCUACAAAGAGACCUUUGAGCUGGCCAAGGGCCACUACCACACAGUCAAGGAUGCUCUGGACAUCAUCUACCACCGCAGAGUCACUGAUGAUAUCAGUGAGGUUAAAUACAGGGAGAAGUACAUUAACUCCCUGGGUACAUGGAAGUCCAUCCCUGACCGUCCUGAGUUCUUCCUCAGCAAAAUUGUCAAUGAUAACGUCAGCAACGUCAAGUACAAAGAGGACCUGGAUUGGCUGAAGGGUAUUGGCUGCUUUGUGUGGGACACACCUGAGCUGUUGCGGGCUGAGAAGAACAAGACGCUGUACAGUGAGAGACUGUACAAAGCUUCCUAUGAGAGGGACAGAGGCAACUUCAAGUAUACCAGCGACACUCCGUUCUUCCAUGCUGUCAAGAAUGCUUCCAUUCUCAUUAACGAUAGGGUCUACAGAGCUAAUUAUGAGAAGACCAAGGAUAAGUUCACUAUAACUACAGAUGAUCCUAGAUACCAACUGGCCAGGGAGAACAGGAAGAUGAGCCAGUGGAGGUACAGGGAGCAGUAUGAGCGUGCCAAGGACAAGUUCACCUCCAUUUUGGAGACUCCUGAGUAUCAGGCCCACAAACGCAGCAAGAAGAUCGGUGACAUCAUCUACAAGAUGGAGUACAACAAGACCAAGGCUAAGGGCUACACCUUGCCUUAUGACACGCCAUACCAACAACACAUGAAGAAGGUCAAGGAGCUCACCAGCAAUCUGAAGUACAAAGAGGUGUACGAGAAGAGCAAGGCUCAGAUCAACAUGGACCCCGAGGCUCAUUCGAUUCGCGCUGCCAAGGAGGCUUACAAGAACAUCAGCAAUCUUGACUACAAGAAAAAGUAUGAAGCCACCAAGAACAAAUGGAUCUGGACAACAGACAGACCUGACUUUGUAAAUGCUGCCAGGAACUCUUUGCAACAGAGUGACGUUGAGUACAAGUAUGACAAAGAGAUGCUGAAGGGCUGUGUGAUACCUGUAGUUGAUGACAAGUACACCAUCCUGUGCAAGAAAAAUGCUGAUAUGGCCAGUUAUGUGAAAUACAAAGAGAAGUAUGAAAAGGCAAAGGGCCACUAUGUGCCCAUCCAUGACACUCCUCAAAUCCUCCAUGCCCAGGCUGUGCGAACUCUGGCAUCGGAGAGCAAAUACAAGGAGGCCAGUAAGAAGGAAAUGCAGUCUGGCUCAUUCACUACCCUGUCUGAGACCCGUGACACAGCCCACAGCAAGGAGGUCAACAAGCUUGUCAGCGGGAAACGGUAUAAAGCAAAGUUUGAGAAGGAGAAGGGCAAGUCAGUGUAUAACCACAUGAUCGUUCCACCUGAUGUUCAGCAUGCCAUUAAUGUGGCCAAGACUCAGAGCAGCGUUGCUUACAAGAAGGACGCCAAAGCCAACCUGCACUACACUACUGUGGCUGACCGUCCUGACAUAAAGAAGGCUACCCAGGCUGCCAGACUCAUCAGUGAGGUCGGCUACCGUAACAAAGCCCGUGAGGAGGCAAGCCGUGGAGGUUCUCUGGCUCACCGCCCAGACAUCGAUCUGGCCACUAAGGUGUCCACGCUGACCAGCCAGGUGAAGUACAAGGAGAAAUUUGACAAGGAGAUGAAAGGAAAGAGACCAAAAUAUGACCCGAAGGAGAGUAAGAUUUACAAGACUCUGAAGGAUGCAAAUGUGCUGGCUAGUGAGGUGAAGUACAAGGGUGACCUGAAGAAGAUCCACAAGCCUGUGACCGACAUGGCCGAGUCUCUGUCCAUGCAGCACAGCCUGAGCACCAGCAAACUGUCCAGCAGCUACUGCUACAAGAAGAAAUUUGAGGAGAGUAAGGGUCACUACCAUAUGAUUCCUGACACACCAGAACAGCUCCAUCUCAAGGAGGCCUCUGAACUUCAGAGCAACGUGAAAUACAAGGAGAAGUAUGAGAGGGAGAAGGGCAAGGCCAUGCUGGACUUUGAGACACCCACAUAUGUCACUGCUAAGGAGGCUCAGCACAUGCAGAGCCAGAAAGACUAUAAGAAGGACUUUGAGGAACACAUGAGGGGCAAGAACCUCUCAGGCUUGGAGGUCACCCCUGCCAUGAUACAUGUCAGACACGCCACCAAAAUAGCCAGUGAGAAAGAGUACAGGAAGGAUCUAGAAGAGGGGGUGAAGGGUAAAGGGCUAACUGUACUGGAGGAAACUCCGGAGCUUUUGAGAGCAAGGAAUGCCACUCAUAUCCUGUGUGAGAGAGAGUACAAGAAGUCACUGGAGCAGGAGAUUAAGGGCAAGGGAAUGUUGGCCUUGGCUACAGACACCCCAGACUUUAUGAGGGCCAGGAACGCUACUGACAUCCUCAGUCAGACUAAAUACAAGCAGACCGCUGAGAUGGACAGGGCCAGCUACACAACUGUCAUCGACACCCCGGACAUCAUCCAUGCUCAGCAGAUGAAGAACAUUGUCAGCCAGAAAAAGUACAAAGAGGAGGCCGAGAAGACCAUGUCUCACUAUGUACCAGUCCUGGACACUCCGGAGAUGCAGAGAGUCCGUGAGAACCAGAAGAACUUCAGCACUCUUCAAUACCAGAUUGACCUUAAAAACAUAAAGGGCAAAGUGUCUACUGUAAAGGACACUCCUGAAAUGCUCCGUGUUAAAGAGAAUACAAAGAAUUUCAGCUUGAUUCAGUACAAAGAGGAUUUGGGAGGAGGAACAGCUUUACCCGAGACCCCUGAGAUGGAGCGAGUUAAACGCAACCAGCGGAACAUUAGCACGAUACAGUACAAAGAUUCUGUGGGUCAAGGCACAGCCAUACCAGAUCUCCCUGAGGUGAAGCGGGUCCGAGAAACCCAGAAGAAUAUCAGCUUGAUACAGUACAAGGAUUCUGUGGGUCAAGGCACAGCCAUACCAGAUCUCCCUGAGGUGAAGCGGGUCCGAGAAACCCAGAAGAAUAUCAGCUUGAUACAGUACAAGGAUUCUGUGGGUCAAGGCACAGCCAUACCAGAUCUCCCUGAGGUGAAGCGGGUCCGAGAAACCCAGAAGAAUAUCAGCUUGCUUCAAUACAAAGAAGGACUGGGGCAAGGCACGUCAGUAUCAGAGACCCCAGAGAUGGAGAGAGUUAAACGCAAUCAGCAAAAUAUUAGCACGAUAAAAUACAAGGACUCUUUGGGUCAAGGCACAGCUAUACCGGACCUCCCUGAGGUGCAGCGGGUCAAACAAAACCAGAGACACAUCAGCUCGGUGUUUUAUAAAGACAGUUCAGCCAAGGGAACCCCUGUGGUGUUCACUCCAGAGAUGGAGCGAGUCAAAAGGAACCAAGAAAACAUUAGCUCGGUGCUGCUGUAUGAUGGAUUGAGGUCUAAAACAUUUCGGACGCUCACCGCGUGUUCUCCGCUCCUCCGCCGUCCUGUCCUCACUUUCCACCAGGUGCUGUACUCCGACAGUUUCCGUAAGCAGGUCCAGGGCAAGGCUGCCUUCGUUCUGGACACGCCUGAGAUGAGGCGCGUCAGGGAGACCCAGCGCAUCAUAUCUGGGGUGAAAUACCACGAGGACUUCGAGAAAACCAAGGGCAGCUUCACCCCCACCACCUCCGACCCCGUGACAGAGCGCGUGAAGAAGAACACCCAGGACUUCAGCGACAUCAGUUACCGCGGCAUCCAGAGGCGUGUGGUGGAGAUGGAGAGGAGGCGUGCCCUGGAGCACGACCAGGAGACCACCACUGAUCUGCGCGUGUGGCGUACAAACCCCGGCUCUGUGUUUGACUACGACCCCGCUGAGGACAACAUCCAGUCCAGGAGUCUGCACAUGAUGUCAGUGCAAGCUCAGCGUCGCAGCAAGGAGCACUCCCGCUCCACCAGCGCUUUGAGCGGCAUGGCUGAUGAGAAGUCUGAGGUGUCCCAGGACGCUGACCACCACAUGUCCCUCUACAGCAAUGGCUUCGUUACCCCCUCUAUCGGCUACCAGCAUGCUAAGACUGUGGAGCUGCAGCAGAGGUCAUCGUCAGUGGCCACCCAGCAGACCGCCGUUUCCUCCAUCCCCUCACACCCCUCUACCACCGGGAAGACCGUGCGUGCCAUGUACGACUACGGUGCGGCCGACAGCGACGAGGUGUCCUUCAAGGACGGCGACGUCAUCGUGAACGUCCAGUCCAUUGACGAGGGCUGGAUGUACGGCACCGUGCAGCGCACCGGCAAGACCGGCAUGCUGCCGGCCAACUACGUGGAGGCGAUCUGA